Acaulospora morrowiae is the source of this 1515-nucleotide messenger RNA. Lineage: Eukaryota; Fungi; Glomeromycota; Glomeromycetes; Diversisporales; Acaulosporaceae. The record is from the annotation of a GenBank genome assembly.
AUGAUUCGUUGUAACGCAUGCCACGCCAACAUCGGCAAUACGGUUCGAAUAAACUGUAGCGUAUGUCAGGACUUUAACCUUUGUGUCACUUGUUUUGCCUCGGGAGAAGAAUUGGAAAAUCACAAGAGUUGGCACGGAUAUAGAGUUUUGGAACAAUAUUCAUUUCCACUAUUUAAUGAAGAUUGGGGAGCGGAUGAAGAGGAAUUAUUGAUCGAGGGUGCAGAAAUGCAUGGUUUGGGGAAUUGGGCAGAUAUCGCUGAGUACAUAGGAAGCCGAACGAAAGAGGAAUGUGAAAAACAUUACAUGGAAACCUAUGUGAAUAGUGAAUCAUGGCCAUUACCGAACUUGAAUUUUCAACCUGACGAAGAGGCGAUAAAAACGCGAAAGCGAAAGCGUAUGAAUGAAGCAGAAUCUCGAGGGCAAAACUCUACACAAAAGAAUCAAGCUUCGUCUAAGCCUCAGGUUCUCCAGAGUUUGCCGGCCAACCACGAGAUUGCAGGUUACAUGCCAAAUCGACUGGAAUUUGAGAAUGAAUUCGAUAAUGACGCAGAAUUAGUUAUCAAAGAUUUAGAAAUCAAUGAACAUGAUGAUAAGCAAGAUAUUCUAAUGAAAACGUAUGUACUAGAGAUAUAUAACAAAAAGCUACAUAAACGUGCCGAACGGAAGAAGAUCAUAUUUGAACAUAACUUAAUAGAUUACAAAAAGAAUAAAUCAGCCGAGGAUGAAAAAUACAAGACCAAAGAACAAAAAGAGCUGUUUAAUAAAAUUAAGCCUUUUGCACAAACCUUAUGUAAACAAGAGUUUGAAGAAUUUGGGGAGGGAUUAAGUAACGCACAAAAUCUCCGUGCUCAAAUAGAGAGGCUACAAGAAUUUCGCCGAAAUGGUCUGACGAGUUUCAGUGAAGUUCAGAAAUAUGAGAAAGCAAAGGCUCAACGGCAACAGGAAUUAAACCGAGAAUUAGCGGCUCGUUCGAACGGACACUUAAUAUCCAUAUCGGCGGGUAUAGCACCAAGACAUGCUUCCAAAACUCCUGUACGUGUAAAUGAGCAACAACAACAAUCACCUCUGGCAUCACCUUACGGUUGUAAGACAACUCCAUCGUCUUCUGUGAGUAAAGCAACGCGCAAGAUACCUCAAGCACUUGAUCUUAAUGACGAGGAAGGUGUACAUUUACUAUCAGAGGCCGAAAGAAAGCUAUGUGAGAAUUUACGAAUACUUCCGAAAUCUUAUUUGGUGAUUAAAGAGACAAUUCUUAAAGAAUGGGCACGGACCAAUGGAACCCUUCGGAAACGACAAGCAAGGGACCUUAUACGCAUUGAUGUUAACAAGACGGCUAGAAUUUAUGAUUUCUUUAUAGAGAUGGGUUGGAUAAGACAAUUAUCAGACAAUGGUUAUUCGGGGGGGAAUACCAACACCAUACCUAAUGGAGCAGGAGGCGUCAGUGGUGCCGCGACGCCUAAUGGCAUUCACCCUCCGGCUAACAAUAAUAACCAAAGAAAAUACAAGCCAUGUUAA